UCCAGAUCCAGGUAACAUGUCCAGUAUGUCAGUAAAGUCUGGUGAGAAACGUAGCCUGGACCAAGAAAAGGAAUGGAGGAAGAUAGAAUGGAAGAAGAAGUUGAGGAGGUUUGAGAGAGCGGAGGAAGAGAUGAAAAAGUUCCCGUUAGGACCUCAGUACAAGCCUGGGCUGCGGUGUCCCUCCCCUGUGUGGAGGCUGUUUCCCAGACAGAAGCUAGCCUUCGAUUUCGCUCGGUGCUGCAAACAGGAUGUCCAUGUGUUUUCCUGUGAAGUGGAGGGGGAAAGUGAACAGGGGCAGAGGAAAUAUCUGGUCACUACAUACGAACAGUUCUGGGAUAUGUACAGUGUUUUACAUCCUGACCUGGACGGCCAUUUCUAUGAGGUCAUCCCAGAGGGCGCGACCUGUCACCUGCACUUUGACCUGGAGUUCAGCAAGGUCGUGAACCCGGGGUCAGACGGGGUCACCAUGGUCAGCACUCUCAUCAGGUUUGUCUGCUGGUCCCUUAAGAAAAAGUAUGACCUUGACUGCACAGAGGAACAUGUACUUGACCUUGAGUGAAGCACAGAGGAAAAGUUCAGUCAUCACCUGAUUUUCCACCUACCAGGAGCGGCCUUUCAGGACAAUAUACAUGCAGGCAACUUUAUCCAUGAGAUGUGUGACAAGCUGCACCAGCACACUGAGCAGCAGCGCCCCCACGCAGGGGAUGUGGAACUGCAGGGGCUGAGAGAGGCAGUGCCGGGGUUGGACCAGCUGUUUGUGGACAACAAGGAUGGGGAGAAAGUCUUAUUCAUAGAUACAGGAGUGUACACGAAGAACAGGAACUUCCGGCUGUACAAGAACACGAAGCUGGGCAGGCGUGCGCCUCUGCUGCUGGCACCAACCUGCAAAUACAGGCCACAGCACAGCAAGGCAUGCUGGGACAGGCCACAGCACCACAGCAAAGCAUGCUGGGACAGGCCACAGCACGGCAGCAAAGCAUGCUGGGACAAACAGGUCUUUUUGGACUCCCUUGUUAGCAAUGUGAGGUUUUCCCCUGACCUGAAAGUUUUGCGAUGUGAGAACAUGAAAGGUUUGACCAGCAGAGUUAGAACCAGCUGUGUGGAUGGAAACAACAGUUCAGGCAGGGACAACAGAAAAGUGGAAGGCCAGCUGUCAGGUUGCAGCAGCUCCCCCUACCCAGAAGUGGAUGCCUACGUGGUACUGCAGGCAUGCAGGGGGGGAGUUCAGGGGGCCAUCAGGCAGUGGACAUACUUCUCACAGGGCGAGGUGCUGAUGUACGACAUUGCUCACAACCGCUGGUGUGAGAACAUCGGCCGACCACACAGGAGCAACCACGUCAUGCUCGUAGCUGACCUGAAACGUUGUGUGAUGUACCAGAAAUGUCACGAUCCUGUCUGUCGGGCACAGAACUACAAAUCACCAGAAAGGCCCCUGCCUGCUGAAAUUCUGCCUGCAUUCAUUCUGGAAGAGGACGAGCUCUGGGAUUCGGGACUGGAGGAUGAAGACUUGCUCUCAGCUCUGUCAUCUCAGGAGCGAUCGUACGCGGAAUUACGAAAGGAUUCUGACCCAGAUUCUUGGGACACUGACGGGCAAGAACCGUCGGACCAAGACUUGCUUGCCGCGAGCAAUUUGGUGACGGUGAUAGCAGCCAAACGUGACAGAAAUUUCGGGACAAUGACAGCAGCCAAAUGUGAAGGAAAUUUGGCAAUGGUGACAGCAUCCAACUGUCAAAGAAGGGCUGAGGUAGACAGUUGGGAAGUGUCUGACGAUGACUUGCUUCUAGCUGCAAAUCAUUUCCAUAGCAACAAUCGCCAUGGGAACACGCACACGACUGUCGCGGUCACGGAACAGGGGAGUCGCCAUGUUGGCAAGGAUUCUGGGAAAAUAGAAACAACAACAACAACAGUUGACAACAACAAUCGCCAUGGGAACACGGAAACAACAACUGUUGACAACUGCGAUGUUUCUGACGACGAUCUGCUACUAGCUGCAACACAGUGUUGCUAGGCAACAGUUACCAUGGUAACAUAACAGGCGUUGAUGACUGCGAAGUUUCUGACACAGGUGCGCAGUGUUGCCAUAGUGAUAACUAAAGGAACAUGCUAGUAACUGUCGGAACCUCCUUGAUGAGACAUAAUUUCUCACAGAAAAGUCAAGAACAUUAACACAGAAUUUAAUGCCAUGGUGUAAAUGUGAGAUUUAUCUUUUAGCAGACAACUUUUAUGAUAACAAAUGUUUUAUUUCUCUUUGUAAGAUUUUUGUACAGCCUUUCUUUUAUGUUUCAUAAAAGCCCAAGCUCUGGUUUGAAAGUUGUGGGACCUGAUAAAUACCUUAAAAUCCUCUACCUUAAAAUUAAUAGUAAUACCUGUCUUCAUGACUUUCUUGUGAGUUUUGACUGUCUGGCUGUCCUGACCAGGUCUGACUGUUCCUGGCACAUACACAGGCUCUAUUUUUAAAUUCCAUACAUAGUGUCUGUAGCCAGGUCUGUGUCUGUCUCAGUGUCUGGCUGUCCCCACCAGGUCUCUUCUCUUGGGUGUCUCUCAAUAAAUCGUGGCAUGAAGCCUCCCACCCCGUCUCUGGCACAAGAUGUGCAUGCUCUAUUUUUAAACCUGAUACAGGGCUGGAAAUACUGGGUGCAUGUGCACCUUAGUGACCCAAAUUUGGAGCUGUGCACCCAACUUUUUUCUGUGGGUGCACCAGUGGACUCAGAUAUUUUCCUAAGUUUACAUAUGUAAACAUGUUGGUGGUUACAUGUAUGGUUACUGUAGUGUACAGCAUAUUCUAAGUGUCAGAAAAAUAAUAAAAUCAUUGCUGUAAUACUUUUCUUUAGAAAUGAAACAUAAUUUGUUUCGUUUGCUGACAUACUACCUAAUUUAUUUUAUAUGGUGCCCCCCCCCCCCCAAAAAAAAUAAUGUGUGUGCACCCAAUUUGAUAGGUUAGGUGUACCAGUGC
Branchiostoma belcheri (Belcher's lancelet) is the source of this 2953-nucleotide messenger RNA. RefSeq names its product DNA-directed primase/polymerase protein-like. The record is from RefSeq and is a predicted model, not a curated record. Gene Ontology annotation, biological process: response to UV; replication fork processing; mitochondrial DNA replication. Lineage: Eukaryota; Metazoa; Chordata; Leptocardii; Amphioxiformes; Branchiostomatidae. The transcript is spliced from 15 exons. Gene Ontology annotation, cellular component: mitochondrial matrix; nucleus. Gene Ontology annotation, molecular function: chromatin binding; DNA-directed DNA polymerase activity.